Messenger RNA from Fusarium poae, 1704 nucleotides. RefSeq lists its product as uncharacterized. NCBI's taxonomy places the organism in Eukaryota, Fungi, Ascomycota, Sordariomycetes, Hypocreales, Nectriaceae. Gene Ontology annotation, biological process: ubiquitin-dependent endocytosis. The transcript has 2 exons. The record is from RefSeq and is a predicted model, not a curated record. The coding region runs from base 1 to 1704 and encodes 567 amino acids. Gene Ontology annotation, cellular component: cytoplasm; cytosol. Gene Ontology annotation, molecular function: ubiquitin protein ligase binding; protein-macromolecule adaptor activity.
AUGCCCAUUACUCUUGGGCCCAGCGUCACCUGCUCCAUCCUCCUCGCUGAGCCGAAUUUAUUCCUAUGGGGCUUUGAUCAGCAUUGUGAAAGGUGUUGCGAGGGCCAUAGUGGCACUUCAUUACUACGAGGAACACUGCAACUGUGCGUCAACAAGAAUACCAGGAUAAAGGCAGUGCAGCUUAGAUUGUUGGGUCACGCCCGCACAGAAUGGCCCCAGGCAAUGGAAUCUGAUUUUUGUGAAGAAGAGACUUUGCAAAUACAACUUUCAACACUUUUCAGCGCCAUGAGCAACUUCAAAAAGUACGACUAUGGGAGCCAGUGUACAUACCAGUGGAGGAAACGGUCGCCCAACAACUCUGAUCUUGACAAUAGGCCAGAAACCCCAAGCUCAUCAAAGUCGCAUUACCGCAAUAACGUGGUUACAAAAGGAGUGACGUACUUAUCAAAUGGAAGGUCCCAUCCGCGCAACGUCAACAGAGGCAGGAUAAUGGCGACUCCAAGUCCAGAGGAAACGUGCAAGGUUUUUUAUCCAGGCAUAUACAAUUACACUUUCGAGCUUCCAAUUGACCACCGACAACUAGAAACCACCAAAACACCUUAUGGCUCUGUGAAGUGGGAACUCCACACAACUGUUGAUCGCUCUGGCAGGUUCAGGAGGAACAUCCAAAGCAAAAAAGAGCUUUCAUUUGUGAGAGUCCCCGACCCAUUAUCCGUAGAGAUGAUGGAAUCAGUUGUAUUCAGUCGGCAAUGGGAAGACCAACUGCGCUACGACAUCACCAUCUUUGGGAAGAGCUUCGCCAGCGGCAGUAACAUCCCAAUCAUCCUCAAGUUGAGGCCUCUGGAUAAGAUCCAGGUACACGGGCUCAGGGUGACAGUGACCGAGGCGAUAGAAUACUCGUCAAGCGAUAAGAAGGUAACCAGGAAGUCGCCAGCUCGCACGGUCCUUCUUUUCGACAAGAGGGCUGGAAAAGCACCAUUUCCUACUUGGACUUCUUCAGACAUUCGGACUGUUCGAGAUGAUCACUUGACCCUGGAUCCGGGACGCGAGGCCAGUGAAACGGGUGAACAACAAAGUGCGGAGGCAUCCGGACGACACACGGCAGCUCAACCCUUGUCAGAGACGCGAAAUAGCCUUUUGGGAAAUCCAGACCCACGAUCGGAGACCUUCUGGGACACAACUGAGAUACAAGCAACGGUUCAGCUUCCCACUUGUCGUAUGAUGGCUAAGAGGGAGGACUUGAGGCUGCAUCCAAAGUGUAUGUGGACAAACGUCAAUAUCAGCCACACAAUCGAGAUAAUUGUGCGUAUCAGCCGGCUCGACCCUGUUGAUACAACGAGAAAAAGGCGCAGAUAUUUCGAGACGUCGGUCUACUACCCGUUCACUUUGCUCAACUGUCGAGCUACGCAGGCCAACAUGACCCUCCCCUCCUACUCCAAAAAGGGAUGUCAGCCUGUGGCCUGUCAGACAACUUGUGGUUGUCCCGAUGCUUUGGUUAUUACGACCCCAGCUACUCUGCAAAAUACACGCCCCUCCACCGAAAUGGCAGAUGUCAACGACCCUGAUCGGCUCACCCAUGUCUCUGGCAACCACACCACUACACCCUAUGUUGUUCCUGAACUACUCGAAAGAGGGUUCAUGUCACCCCCACCUCAAUACGACGACAUCGUUGGCAGCGCCAAUGUCAAUGGCAGACUAAAUUGA